GCUUGUCGGUCGGGUUGUUUUGGUUUGUGCUGUGCACAGUGUAGUUGUGGGCUGGCAAUACUCCGUGCGUGUGAAUUGUGUAAAUCUCUAUUGCGCCCAGCACAUUUUCUAGAGCCACCAUGGCCUUCUGGUUUCACCGAAACCCUUUAAAAGCCACCGGCAUUGUCAACUUUGACCUCAAAAUGCUUGCCAUGGACAGCCAAGCACUGAAGCUCUGCAGUGACCUGCGUCUGGCGAGAAACCACCUCCUCGACUUGCUGACAGACCCUAUGAAUGACAUCGGCACAAUUGAAACGGCCCUGAACACUUACCUGGCACUUUUUGCUGGCAUGAUCCUGGCCCCUGACGAAAAGGGAGGGGAGAGCAAGCUGAGAAACACCACAAGGUUUCGCUGGACCCAGACCAUGCUGGGACAAACACCACUUGUGCAGUCGGAUGCAGUCUUUGAGCUGGUCUCAAUCUGUCAGAAUGUGGGGAUUUGGCACAUGAAGCAUGCGUCGUCCAUUGCUGCCAAGGAGGACAUCAACAUGGAUGAAGCAAAGGAUGUCCACAAGUGUCUCAGGAAGGCUGCUGGCUACUUCAGUGCAAUGAAGGACAAGUACGUAGGACAACUGAGGGAGCAACCAGUGCCAGGAUCAGAUCUGGACUCACGAGUUUCAACUGCCUACAUCAACCAGUGCACCGCUGAAGCACAGGAAGUGACCAUUGGCCGAGCCAUUGAGAUGAAGCAUGCCCCAGGACUCAUCUCUGCUCUUGCCCAUGAGACAUCAAAGAUGUACACUUCAGCAGCGGAUUCCCUUGCCAGUCUUGAAGCAUCCAAGUUUGGACGUUGGAGGAAAUUUCUCAUUCUCAAGGCCGUCUUUUAUCUCUCCUAUGCCUACUGCUACGCGGGAGAAAACUUGUUGGCACAGGAGAAGUGCGGAGAUGCAAUCAGAGCCUUGCAGGAAAGCCACAAGUGCUACCAGGAUGCCCUGCAGAUCUGCAGACAGUACAGUACCAUGAAGGGGCCUGGCUCUGCAGCAAAGAUCGACCAGCACCUCUUCUUUCGCAAGCUCGCGCCCCUGGUGAAGCGGACCCUUGAGAAAUGCGAGCGAGAAAAUGGCUUCAUAUUCCACCAGAAGGUGCCCAAGGAUGCACCAGAACUGGAAUUGCGGGCCACGUACGGCCUCGUGAGCCCCGAGGAGUUCCAGAUGCCCGCUCAUGACAAGGCCUGGACUACAGUUGUCUACGCUGCUUUUUAUGUACAGCCCAGCAGCGCUCCCGACCCUGCGAACUCGAAGGCAGCUGUCAAGGCUGAAGGUGAUCUCCCAGCAGUGCAAGAGAAGACUGCGUCCCACUCCACUGCGGACCCAAAAACAGAAAGCGGAUGUGUCUUGCAGUGAAGCUGGCUUCCUGGGUCCCAAGGGCCAAUUCCCAGCAGUGCAUUGCUUGGCUUUGUACAUAUGAAAUAGAGAUCUUUAAUAUAUGCACAGUUCUGUAAAUGGGCACUUAAGCAGAGGUCCUAUUAAAUGCAAGCAUAUACACUAUCCUCCUGGACAGCUCAAUCGGCGUGGUGUGUUCAGAGCACUUUGGCAUCUUUUUCUUACCUGUUCACAAACUUCUUCUUCCUUUAAUAUGAGUGAUUUAUAAGAAAUCAUGCAAGAUGAAACUCUAGGUAGAACAAAUAUAUGAGGACCUCAAUCUAAUUUUACUUAAAGGGGCCAUGACACCAAAUCACCACGCUUGAAUUAUGCAUUGCACGUUAAUCCAAGUAAGUCCCACAGCAAGCUGGUAAAAUUUGCAUUUGAAAUUUUUUUACGUAGUGUUUGAACUAUACGGCUGCCUAGCAACACUGACAGCUAACAAAACGAAGAGUGUUUUGCAUGGGCAAUGUGUGGUUUUGCUUUUGAAUGUAUGUCAUGCCGGUAAACCCAAGACAGUUUCUGCAGGCAUUCUCCAGUUGCUAUUAUCUUUAUCAAGCAAGUUAAAUAAUUGCGGGCAUAGUGCGACAGUGACGCACUUGCUGUGCCAUCAGGUGCCGAAGCAUGCGGAUCAAGUCAGACAUAGUGCACACAGGGUUUCGGAAUGCUUCAGAGCAGACACAGCGGUCACCCCACACUUCUUGACGUCACACAAGCAAUGCCAAAAUGUGGGAGGGUACGCUCUGCGUGCGGCUAGGGCUGAAGGAGCACUCAGGGUCUAGCCACAUACAGCCGUUCUCUAGCACUUUCCAAACCGUUGAGAGGCUAAUCGCAGCUACGUUGCAUUGGGGUGAAUAAGGCGACCAACAGCAUCAGCUCUAACAAUAUUUAUUGCUGUGAGCAAUAAGCAGCACUUAUAGAGGAAAGGUCCACACUGUUAAAUAGGUCUGCCUCAUUACGUGUGAUAGUAAGGUACACGUCCAAGGUUGGGGAGCCAGAGAGAGAGAACGUCUUCACUGGGGACGCUCUUUUAACAUUAUUACCUUUGUGAGGGGAUUGUCCUCCUCACAUGUUGGAUACUUUUCCCACGAGUCUGGGUGAGGAAAGCGUGCAUAGCGAGUGUGACAGGAAAAAUGGGAGAAGGUGUAAUGCGCCUAUCCUGUGCUGGCCCACUGGGUCGUGAUGUGUCCGCAAUGUGCAGUUGCGUUGAUAUGAGUACGCAAGAGGUAAUGGGCAAAUUGCAGUCACUGCAGUCACUGUCACAAAUUGCAGUCACUGUCAAUGGGAGGGGCUUAGAGGCAGCUAUUUCAAAUUGAAAUUUUUGGCUAAAAUGUGUGCUGAGAGAAGUGUCCGUUUUUUUUUUGUUGGUGUAACCAUACUGGCCCCUUUUACUCUCAGUCACAAUGACAAACUAGGAACAGUUAGACGACCAAGUCAUGGCCCCUUUAAGGGAAAUUAUUGCUUCAUUUAAUGUAAAUUUUUGCUGCAUAUCUGAGUUGGUGCAAUGAAUACCACAAUUCAGAAUUUGUAGCUCACAUAGGAGGGUAACAGCUUUUGAUAUGGGAUUGAUGCAGAGCCAACUAAUUCAUUAUUUAACUUAAAGAGAGCUCCAAUUACUAGGAACAUGUGAAAAGCUGGGUGUGCUGCCAGCAGAGUACACGAGACAUUUUUCCAAGCUUGUAUACUGUUGAGAUUUUAACUUCCUUUUUUACACUUUUGCUCUUACUGUUAGGCUGUGAUUAAACAUGAUCAUGCAGAAUCUUCAUACUAUUUCUACAAGAUUACUCAAGAGUUUUUUUCUUCCUUGUGCCUUGUUUAAUGUCCCGGUGUGUGCGCUGUAUAAUUGUGGGCCCAAAAGAUGUAUGUGUGUUCAGACGGGCAUAAUGUUUGCAGUUUGGCAAAAUAUGCUGGCAUUUUUGCAUAGAAUAAAUAUGUACUGUAAAGCAUGAUUAAUCCUAUACCACUAUUAGUGGCUUGGAAAUAUUUUCAGCCGAAUUAACCUGUAAUGCUGAUUAGGUUGCCAGAUAAAAGCUAACAUGUGCUUUCAUGACCAAUGAUAAUACAUAUUUUACUUUGCCUGGUUGUGUUCCAGCGGAUGGAAGUGAUCUGUGCUGUAAAUAUGCCCUGCCAAUCUGACUAUAUGCCGUAUUUUAUGCACUACCUGUUCUGCAACUUGCCUUUUGGUGUUGUGAAAAGUUGUGGUGUUGUGAAAAAUUGUGCAUGUCUCGGCUUUCAGAGUUUACAACUUUUCAUGUGUGCUUUUAGCCUGUGAGAUAUGCCUGUUCGAACCAUCACAUCUUAACUUAGUGAAGCACACUACUUUGUUGGGUUUUAAUCCACUGUUAGAAAAGUUAGUGUUAGGAGACAUCAAGACUUCUUUUUAUCUAAGGAGGGUUCCCUUCAUGUUUGGAUAAAGAAAUUCUGAGCGCUUCUCAAGAGCCACUGAGGGCUGCUAUCGCACUGGGCUUAAGAGCCAUUUGCAGCAUGUGUUUUGUGUAAAUGUGCAUGCUAUGCAGACGCUAUUUUUGUACAUUGUGGCAGGCAAUAAAAGGUGCUUUACCGCUUGUACCAUAGAA
Molecule: messenger RNA, 3976 nt
Organism: Dermacentor albipictus
Lineage: Eukaryota; Metazoa; Arthropoda; Arachnida; Ixodida; Ixodidae
Product: BRO1 domain-containing protein BROX-like
Source: RefSeq, a predicted model, not a curated record